AUGUCAGUGUUCUCGCUCUCCUCGGAUGCCCAGGCCCAGCCGUUCAAAGGCGAGAAGAUCGAGCCCGACGUCACAUCGGGCCACCUCCACCAUCUUACCCCAGACCAGCAGGCCGCGUUUACCACCUUCAAGGAAAUCAUCGCCAAGGGCCAACUUUACUCCCCAGACAAACCGCACCCGACGCACGAUGACCCGUCUCUGUUGCGGUUUCUGCGUGCUCGCCGCUUCGACGCCCAGAAGGCCAUGAAGCAGUUUGCCGACUCCGAGACCUGGCGCAAGAAGCACAAUGUCGACGCCCUAUAUGCCACGUUCCCGGUAGACGAGUUCGAGGGCGCCCGCCGCUUCUACCCGCGCUGGACGGGGCGCAGAGACAAGAACGGCCUGCCCGUAUAUGUCUACCGCAUCGCCUCCCUCGCCGGGCCCCUGCAGAAAGAACUCAACGCCGUCGCGCCGGAGCGUCGCUACCAGCGAAUCGUGGCGCUUUACGAGACCAUGACCCGUUUCGCGCUACGCCUAUGCACUCACCUGCCGCACCGCACCGCGCCGACGCCCAUCACCUCCGUCACGACAAUCAUCGAUUUGGAGCAAGUCACCCUGCCCGCGCUGUGGUCGCUCCGCUCGCACCUCCAGGAGGCGUCUGCGCUCGCGACCGCGAACUACCCCGAGACGCUAAGCACGAUUGCGGUCGUGAACUCGCCCUCGUUCUUUCCGACUGUCUGGAGUUGGAUUAAGCCCUGGUUCGACGAGGGCACGCGCCGCAAGGUUCACGUCCUCGGGAAGGACCCAGGACCGACGCUGCGCACCCUGAUCGACCCGAAGGAUCUGCCCAAGCCCUACGGCGGCGAGCUCGAGUGGACGUUUGCGGAUGAGCCCGUGCUAGACGACGAAGCGAAGGCCCUCAUAGGUGAGAUGCCGAAGGGGCCAGCCCUCUUCGAGGACGGCGAGGUCCGCCGACCGACGCCUCCGAGCCCUGAAACCACGGACGCCGCUCCGAGCAAGUCCUGA
This is a messenger RNA of Trametes versicolor FP-101664 SS1, 1005 nucleotides long. RefSeq names its product CRAL/TRIO domain-containing protein. The transcript is spliced from 5 exons. The record is from RefSeq and is a predicted model, not a curated record. The coding region runs from base 1 to 1005 and encodes 334 amino acids. NCBI's taxonomy places the organism in Eukaryota, Fungi, Basidiomycota, Agaricomycetes, Polyporales, Polyporaceae.